Messenger RNA from Owenia fusiformis, 4330 nucleotides. NCBI's taxonomy places the organism in Eukaryota, Metazoa, Annelida, Polychaeta, Sabellida, Oweniidae. The record is from the annotation of a GenBank genome assembly.
UUCUAUCUGAAGAUUAACAGGUCAAUUCUGAAGUUGUAAAAGCUCAUGAGAUUUACAAUCGGUUACUAUCACCAAAUCAGAGUGUCUGAAGUUGAAAUGAAGCGUGGGUUAUUCUUACCAGAAACUGCACUUUGAGGAUUUAAAAAAAUACAAGGCGGAGUUAUAGCAUAGUAAAGCCAGCUGGUAUCAUUUUUCAACCACACUUUAGAACCUCGAAUGAUUUUUUACUGAGAGAUCUUGCUAGAGUGAGGAACAUUGAAGGAUUAGUUAGUGCUGAAGUUUGAAGUGUUUUAGCAAGAUAACGAGAUCUAGAUAAUCUCUACAAGGAUAAUCUAGGGAUAAUCCUUACUCCAAGAACACAACUGGGAGUAUCAAGCAGCACAUUUUAUUUCAACGUAAACAUUAAAACAAAUGCGAUUGGAAUACGUGAAAUCGCAUUAAAGGAUUAAUUUAAGGAUUUCGAUUGGCGAUAAUUGCAACUUGUUAUUUGAUACAACAUCAUGGCUAGGAUACAAAGAAAUCUUUUAUCAUUAGUUUUUGUUGGACUAUUGUUUGCAAAGUCUAUAGGUGACCUACUGAGCGUUGCAGAGAAAUGCUGCCAACAGGGUACACAAUGGUAUCAAUCAAGUCGGGGACUCUGCAAGAACUCACCCAUGCCUGCUGGCAUACAGGCAGUAGAUCAGAUGAACUGUAGGGCUAUCAUAGAGGUGUGCUGCCUGAACAAGAAACAAGAGAAUGACUGUGAGAAUGGAAAGAAACUUGCCAAAAGGGUUGGUGAUUGUAUGGCAUUGAGAAACCAGUUAAAUGUCGAUGAUCAACAGGAAUGCUGUAACUGUUGCAAACUGGGAAGUCAAGCAAGGGAUGCUGGGAUAUCCUGUGAUCCUCGUGUUUUUGGUGUUUACUGGGGAAACCGCUGCAAUUAUGCUUAUCUUGAAUGCUGUGACCCUACCCUUCUCGAACGUGGUGAUGAGACCUUACCUUCUGGUGACAAUGGCACCAUUGGAGAGGAUUCUACUGGGAUAGGUGAAUUGAGGAGCCUCAGGGAUAUCUUUGGAGGAGGGGGGUUGAGACAAGAAAAAGAGAUACCAGUUGAUUCUAAUGAGACGACUACAAAACCUGUAGUUAAUGCAACUGAGCCAGGCUCUAUAUGCUCAAGGUUCCCUGGACAGUUGUGUGAUCACAUCUGUGAGAGCAGCCCUGGGGCAGAGGGAGCAAGCAGCUACAAGUGUCGUUGUCAUCCUGGCUUCCAGCUACAGGUUGAUGGACGCACGUGUAAACAAGCAAUCAACGAAGGAAGCAGAUGCAAUACAAAUAACCCCUGUGAACAUGAGUGUAUAGACACAGGCCUAGCUAUUGCCUGUAAGUGCUUUGAGGGAUAUCUCAUGAAAAUGGACGAAAAGGGAUGCGAAGAUAUUGAUGAAUGUCUGACGGGACAGAACGAUUGUCGCCCAGGAGAGACCUGUGUCAACAACCCAGGUGGUUAUGUCUGUGAACCUUCAACUGGUGAGCAGGGAGACGGCACAGACAGUGGAAGUCCUCUUACCCCACAAUGCAACUCUGGCUAUGCAUUUAAUACAAUUUCCAAUCGAUGUGAAGAUAUUGAUGAAUGUAUUAUCGGAACACACAGCUGUACCAAAGACCACCAAGUUUGCCGCAAUACUCAGGGCAGCCAUCUUUGUCAGUGUGAAGUGGGCUAUGAGUUUAACCCAAGCAUACGAGAAUGUGAAGAUGUUAAUGAGUGUGCAUCAAAUCGUGAUAAUUGUCGUCAAGGCCAGACAUGUGAGAACACUGUGGGCUCAUUCAUCUGUCGCAGAUCUAUCAGUUGUGGCACUGGGUAUACUCUAGAUAGAGCUUCACAGAGGUGUACAGAUGAUGAUGAGUGUAAAUUGAGGACACAUAACUGUGGUCUGGCAAGAGAAUGUCGUAACACCCCUGGCUCAUUCCGCUGUAUUCCCAAGCAGUGCCCCCAAGGAUACAGGUUGGACUACAGCACAGGAGCCUGCGACCCUGUUGAAUGCUCUCGUGGUUUCACCCCAGAUCGGUCAGGAAAUUGUAUAGAUCUGGAUGAGUGUGUUGAGAGACCACAGGUGUGUACAAGUACCCAACAAUGUAUCAACAGUAUAGGCUCAUACAAGUGUCGCAAUCUCAUCAACUGUGGUUCAGGAUAUGAACUCAACUCACAGGGAAAUAGAUGUACAGACAUUGAUGAGUGUGAACGUAACACUCACGACUGCAAGGGAGGUUCCAUAUGCCGUAACAGACCUGGCACCUAUGUUUGCCAGUGCCCAGAGGGAUACAGAAUGAACCAAGUAUUAAAUCGCUGUGAAGAUGUUGAUGAGUGUGAAAGAUAUGAUGGCCAGGUGUGUGCUACAAAUGCAGAGUGCCAGAACACUCCAGGGUCAUACUCAUGUAUAUGCAAAGAUGGCUUUGAAAACAGCGGACGCAGAAUAUGUAAAGAUAUUGAUGAAUGUGAAAGACCAGGAAUGUGUCAGCAUGAAUGUCGCAACACUUGGGGGUCAUUCCAGUGCACUUGCUUUGAUGGUUACCAGCUUAGCCCUGAUGGACGCACAUGUCAAGAUAUAGAUGAGUGUAAGGUUUGGGGCAAUAGAGGGCGUCUCUGUGUAGGUAUUUGUGAGAACAUCCCAGGUUCCUAUACAUGUUCCUGUCCAGAGGGCUACAGAAUGAUGAGUGAUCAGAGAACAUGUCAAGAUAUCGACGAAUGUGCAGAGCGAGGUACCACGUGUCUAGGAAAGGAUGAUAUUUGCAUUAACACCAGGGGGAAAUAUCGCUGUCAAACAGUCACCUGUCCAAAUGGUUUUGUCAGGGCCGCCUCCAGGGGUCGCAACCAAAGAAACAAUAUUCGCUGCCAGCGUCGUACGUUCGUGUGUGCCCAAGGUGAUAGGGAAUGUCUAUAUGCUCCACUUUCAUACUCAUACAACUUUAUCACAUUCCCAACGAAGAUCAGAAUCCCUGCAGACUUAUUCACAAUGCGAGGCCCAUCUUCUCCAUACAGACGUCUCGAUUUUGAGCUAAAGAUGGUGUCAGCAAAGGACCCUAAAACUGGAAUCACACGGGUUUCCCGAGAUUUCUUCUUCCUUGAUAAGGUGCGAUCCAACGAAGCAAUCGUCAGGCUAAAUCGUGAGAUCUCAGGACCUCAGGACAUUGAACUUCAAUUGAAUAUGCAGAUUUACAGCAAGGAGAUUACUACUGCGAAAGAAAUAUUCUUUGGGACUGCUGUCGCAAAUAUUACAAUAUUUGUAACAGAAGAGGGAUUCUCUUCCGAGAACAAAAGACCUGUUCUUCUCUAGGAAAGAAUGAUGUGCCAAAUAUUUGUGUUACCCUAUAUCACUGCGAUUUUAUUUAUUAUUUCAAUAAUUAUUAUAAGUUUUUUAUAUGGAAGAAUCAGAGAUAUCCAUGAAUCCAAAUAGCCCAAAAUAAUUUGAUUUUAUAAAUGGGUGUUAAUAACCAUUAAUUGAAUUAAAUUGAAUAAAAUUUAUUAUUUUCAUUUUUUACAUGAUAGGGUAACACUAAAACAUUUUGUUGUAACUGAAGAUAUAUUGAACAACAUUUCAUGGACUCGAGCAACAGUGAAUGAUUUCAUUUCGAGUAUUUGAGUGAACAAUGCAGGUCCAAAUAUUCUUACUCUGUUAGAUUAAACUACAUGUGUACAUUGAUAUUACAUUAUAUACCAAUGUGUUGAUUAAGCAUCACCAUGGUAACAUUGUGAUAAUUUAGCUUUGUCGUAGUAACACUGGAUGAAUUAAGCAACACAGCAGCGACACUCUGUUGUUUAAGCAUCUCUGUUGUAACAUUGAGUUAGAUAAGCAUCAUCAUGGUGAUAUUCUGUAAAUUAAAUCAACACCAAGAUGAGACAUUGAGUUAUUAAACUAUUACUUUGGUGACAUUGUGUUGAUUUAGCAUUAUCAUGGUGACUAUAUGUUAAGGAAGCAUAAUCAUGGUAACAUUGAGAGUCAAGCAUGACCAUGGUGACAUUGAGCUAAUUAUGGUGAUGUUCAUUUAAUUAAGCAUCACCAUGGUGAUAUUGUGUUUAGAAAGAAUCAUCAUCAUGGUGAUGCUUUAAACAAUGGUUAGAUACAUGUAAUGUUUUAUAUAGCAUUGUAAAUAGGUAAUAUGAUGCAUAUGUUAUGUAAAUAGUACCUACUAUAUAUUAGUAAUUAAUCACAUUAUGAGUAAUCUAAUGGAUAUUCUUAUAAUGAUUUGUGCACUCAUUGAAGUGUAGAAAUAAAUACUUGUAACAAAAAAACAAAGAUAAUUCUAGAUUUCUUUUAUUAAACUUAGACUCGGGAUUAUUUAUUUGAUUAUCUCUUGG